CAGCCAUCAGAUGUUCUGGAGAUGCUAGAUUUUCACAAUUUGCCCUCAGGGGUAAUGAAAAACCACAGGUUUCUGUGCCACUCGACGAUCUUCCAAAGGGCCGGACGUUGCCUACCGUGUCUCCAAAGAUGCACAACUCAGCAUGCCCACCAAGCAGCUGUACCCUGAGUCUGAUUUUCCUGAGGACUUCUCCAUCUUGACCACUGUGAAAGCCAAGAAAGGCAGCCAGGCCUUCCUGGUCUCCAUUUACAACGAACAGGGCAUCCAGCAGGUGGGGCUGGAGCUGGGCCGCUCCCCUGUCUUCCUCUACGAGGACCACACAGGGAAGCCUGGGCCUGAGGAGUACCCACUCUUCCCUGGCAUCAACUUGUCCGAUGGCAAGUGGCACCGGAUUGCUAUCAGUGUCUACCAGAAAAAUGUCACCUUGAUCCUCGACUGUAAAAAGAAGAUUGUAAAGUUUCUCAACCGCAGUGAACACCCCAUAAUAGAUGUCAAUGGCAUCGUCAUGUUUGGCUCCCGGAUUUUGGAUGAUGAAAUAUUUGAGGGUGACAUCCAACAGUUGCUCUUUGUCUCAGACCACCGGGCUGCCUAUGAUUACUGUGAGCACUACAGCCCCGACUGUGACACUGCGGUCCCUGACACACCUCAGUCACAGGACCCUAACCCAGAUGAAUAUUACCCAGAAGGAGAGGGUGAGACCUAUUACUACGAGUACCCAUAUUAUGAAGACCCUGACGACCUGGGGAAGGAGCCUGCCCCCACGCAGAAGCCAGUGGAAGUCACCAGAGAAACCACAGAAGUUCCUGAGGAACAGACGCAGCCUCCACCAGAACCCCCUACAGUACCUGAGACCAGCGACCCGGCCGGCAAGGAGGACGAUCCAGGCAUCGGGGACUAUGACUACGUGCCUACUGACGACUACUACACUCCCUCCCCAUAUGAAGACUUUGGCUAUAAUGAGGGCGUGGAGAACCCCGACCAGCCCACGAACCCUGACUCAGGGACCGAGGAGAUCCCCACCAGCACCACCGUUACUUCCAACACUUCUAAUCCAGCUCCAUCUCCAGAGGAAGGGAAGGAUGACCUGGACGGUGAGUUCACCGAGGAAACCAUCAAGAAUCUAGAGGAAACUACUAUGACCCGUACUUUGACCCUGACUCCGACUCCAAUGUCUCCCCGUCGGAGAUAGGGCCAGGCAUGCCGGCUAACCAGGACACCAUCUAU
Messenger RNA from Acomys russatus (golden spiny mouse), 1224 nucleotides. Its product is annotated as collagen alpha-1(V) chain-like. The transcript has 7 exons. The coding region runs from base 143 to 1189 and encodes 348 amino acids. The record is from RefSeq and is a predicted model, not a curated record. Lineage: Eukaryota; Metazoa; Chordata; Mammalia; Rodentia; Muridae.